Molecule: messenger RNA, 1455 nt
Organism: Phytophthora sojae
Lineage: Eukaryota; Oomycota; Peronosporomycetes; Peronosporales; Peronosporaceae
Exons: 1
Coding region: 1-1455 (484 amino acids)
Biological process (GO): transmembrane transport
Molecular function (GO): transmembrane transporter activity
Source: RefSeq, a predicted model, not a curated record
AUGACCGCGCUGUCUGUCAACGCUGGCGCCACAUACGGCACGGCCGAGCUGCCGAAGCCCCAGAACUUCGAGGCGAGUCCGCGCCGCCGCCUGUCGCAAUGGUACAUCAACAUGGCCAUGAUCAACUUCGUCGAGUUCGCGGCCGAGUCUUCGCGCGGCGUCGUGCUGGCCACGCUCUUCCUCUACACCAAGUCGCUAGGCGGAGACCUAGCCUUCAUGGGCAUGCUCACGUCGCUCUUCUCGGUGGGGAGACUCAUCUCGUCCACGGUCUUCGGCUGGAUGUGCGACCACUACUCGUUCCGCUCGGUGUACCUGUGGUCGUCGGCCAUCUGCCUUGUGGGCAACCUCAUCUACGUCUUUGCCGACCAGCACGUGACCGGAAGCUUGACGGCGCUGGCUGCAAGUCGGUUCAUCGUCGGCUUCGGGGCCGGCAACCGCAGCGUGUGCCGCGCCGACGUGGCGUCGAUCACGACCAUCAACCAGCGACUCACAUACCUGACGAUGCUGGCCACUGUGGUGUUCUUCGGCUACGCGUUGACGCCUGGUUUGGGCAGUCUGGUAGCCAACACGGACUCGUACUUGCUGGGUGUCCACUUCAACAAGUUCACGUCGCCUGGCAUGAUCCUCGUGCUGUUCAACUUGCUGACGAUCAUUGGCAUGUUGACCAUCUACGACGAGUCGGUAGGCGUGCAGGACGGACCGAUCGAGUCUCCGAGAACGGCGGGUGUCAACAACACGCUGAGUGACCCGACGACAAUGCCCGAGCGCAUCGUGAACAUCGGUGCUGCGGUGUUCAUCUUCCUCAACUUUAACGCGCGCGGCAUCUUGUCAGUGUUUGAGACUGUGAACAUCCCGCUGUUCAUCGAGGCUACCGGCAGCGACCCGGAGAGCGUGAGCGCCGUGGUGGACGCGUCCAACUUCCAGUUUUAUCUCGGACUACUGGGGCUGCUGUCUUACUUCUCGAUCGAGUACUUCAGACACAGUCUGAGGGAUGUCACCUGGGUGCAGCUCGGAUUCGUCGUGCUGCUGGCGGGCAACGUGCUGCUGGUUGUGGCGCCGAGCGCGUUGUCGUUCCCACAGCUCGCGGUUGCUGAGUUCCUCGUCUGGAGUGUGGGCUGCCCGAUCACGACUGCGGUGGUGCUAGCCGCUUUCUCGAAGCUGCUUGGCGGUCGUCCACAGGGCACGCUCAUGGGGCUGCUGGGCUCUGCUGCCUCGGUGUCUCGCAUCGUGCUGCCGCUGCUUCCUGCCGCCAUUCCGACGCUGACCCCAGUGUUCUGGAUCAACAUCGUGCUGUGUGCGCUGAGCAUUGCGUCGCUGUGGUGGUACAGCCGACGAGUGCGCAAGACGAAGAUGGCGAUGCUGGCCGACGUCGAAAACGCCUUCCGAAUUGUGUCUCCGCCGAACGACCCACGGUCGCCGCUAGGAUCGGACAAGGCCGACUUCCCGGACAAGUAA